CAUCAAAUAACGAUAUGCUUCCAAAAUCCCCUGACCUUCGAGCUCUGGCCACUGUCUAGAGUCCAGGUCUAAAAUAAGAACGAAGCAAUUCUGGGCAUUGAUGUGCUUUUAUUAACUAUCAUUAAGUAACUUACUGCUCGUCUCAUUUGUCUGUCUGCCAUUUCUACUUGGCUUAUGGGUGCAAUCACUCUUAAUUACGAUAGAUAUAAUUUACAUCGUGUUACUUCUGUUUGUACAGUUAUUAUAAAGAGAGCAUUCAAGUGUGAAACGUGCAUAUUGUUCACAAAUAUCCUCUGUGUAAUAACACAAAGCACAUCAUCAUCAUUUUGCAAGAAGCUUUUAUUAGUUAUAAACAAUUGCCAGGGACAACAGCACUGUACUCAGAAUUAAGAGUAACAGUCUGGAAUAGGAGAAAAGGAAAUAUCUCCUAAUUUAGUACUAUAAUGCAAGUUACUGCAGCUGUGACAGCAGUUAAAUAAGCUAACUUAACGUUUGUUACUUCCUCCUUUCAACUAAUCCACGAAGUGUUAGUAAAUCCAAAGGGUUUCAACCUCAACUCACGAACACCUUUCAAACAUAUCCUUAGUGGACAUUAUCUAUUCUUAAGUAAAGUUGCUUCUUUGAAGUUCGCCAUUGGACAGUAUCUGUCAGCCUGGAUACAUGCACGAUGGAGAUUCCAGUAUUUACGCUGGAUGCCUUCACUAAUCUACCAUUCAAAGGAAACCCCGCAGCAAUAUGUCCACUCAUGCAUGAGCUGAGUGAUGAUUUGUAUCAGAAGAUAGCAGUGGAGAUGAACCUAUCAGAAACUGCUUUCAUCACCAGGAUCAACCCCUCUGAUGAUUUCACUACAGGAUCAAGGUUUCGCCUCCGAUGGUUUACACCAACCACUGAAGUGAAUCUGUGUGGUCAUGCUACUCUGGCCUCUGCAGCAGUGCUGUUCCAGCAUAAGAAGAAUGUGAAUCCUGUACUGGUGUUUGAGACCAAGAGUGGAGAUCUGGCUGUUACCAAGCAGGGGGACAGUUACGUCAUGGACUUUCCUCUCAACCCACCCACCCAGGAGGAUCCCAAUGAGUUCAGAGACAUCAUCAAGGCGGCAGUUGGAAACCACCCAGUUCAGGAUGUUCACCUGAGCUCCAACACUAAGAAACUGAUGGUUCGACUGGCUGACAGCUGUGACAGGUCAGUGCUAACCAGUCUGAAAGUUGACCCUGUCUCUCUUCAGAGCAGUGAGAGGAGUGGAAGAGUCAAAGGGCUGAUCCUCACCAUGAAAGGGUCUCCAGACUGCCAGCCGGGAUACGACUUCUACUCCAGAUACUUUGCUCCAUGGAAUGGUAUCCCAGAGGAUCCUGUCACUGGGUCGGCCCACACCGUUCUAGGUAGCUACUGGUCUAAGAAACUAGGAAAGAAGAAAAUGCUGGCUUACCAGUGCUCCAGUCGAGGCGGGGAGCUGGAACUGGAAGUGAGAGACGAUGGAAGAAUCAACAUAACUGGACAAACCGUCACUGUACUGCAGGGAACAAUCACACUGUAGUUACAGACACAUGCAAGCAGAGGGUUUGAGAUACCAAGACAGUCAACAUGCACCUGUCCAGAGAAGCAGACGAAUGCUUUGUACCAUUUAAUAAAAAUGAGAUGAAUUUAAAUAAAAAAAACAAAAUAGACAAGUGCAGACCGCUCAAUCUAAAUAUCAGAACAUCACUUAGCUAACCAACAAAAGAACGUCGCACAUUUUGUUAGAAUUUGUAUUAUUAUUUAUUCACAUAACACAACAACAAAAAUUACAAUAUAAAUAAAAAAAAACAAAUGCAACAACAAAACAUGUAAAUUCAGAGGUUGUGUUGGAGGUAAAUCGGAUCAGUGGUAGAAUCACAGUUAGCCUGUUGUUCGGUACGUUAUCUGUAACGCUCUGCUCACAUUAAGGAGGCAAAAAAAAAAAAGUAUCACUGCUUAAAUCAUCACAGUUCAUUAGUAUUAUAUUUCAAACAAAACCUCCUAGAGUUUUACCUGUUAUGGUACCAUGUAUUAUCCUCAGUCUCUGUAUAAGCUUACAAGUUCUGCCUUGCACAAAGGAAUGGAGACAAAUGACUUAAAUGCUUUAGUUGUUGCUGUUACUGAUAAUACAAUGCUAUAAAGUUAAUUUUUAAAAAGAGAAUUAAAUUAUUUAUCAACUAAUUUGUGGUUUCCAGGUCUUUGAAUAAGAUACAAUGAGCUACAACUAGACAUAUUAUAACGAAGUUCAAGUAUGUAUGAUGUCCUGCGAUCUAAACAAGAAGUCACGCACUGCACUGCAGCUGUCACCUCAUCCUUUACACAACAGCUACUUGAGUUUUAAGCUGCAGAACUAUGUUUGUGUUGUGAUAUUGUGAUUUAAGACUGCAUGUAAUUAUAAUGUUGUGAUGUAACUAAACUUUUUAGUCUGA
Molecule: messenger RNA, 2420 nt
Organism: Seriola aureovittata
Lineage: Eukaryota; Metazoa; Chordata; Actinopteri; Carangiformes; Carangidae
Product: phenazine biosynthesis-like domain-containing protein 1
Exons: 11
Coding region: 668-1531 (287 amino acids)
Biological process (GO): biosynthetic process
Cellular component (GO): cytoplasm
Molecular function (GO): isomerase activity
Source: RefSeq, a predicted model, not a curated record